Messenger RNA from Prorocentrum cordatum, 1103 nucleotides. The record is from the annotation of a GenBank genome assembly. NCBI's taxonomy places the organism in Eukaryota, Dinophyceae, Prorocentrales, Prorocentraceae.
GAGGAUGAGGUGGGCGAGGAGGAGGGCGAGGAGGACGCGCCAGGUGGGCCGGGCCCCGAAGACCUGGCAGCAGCUGACCCACCCAGUGGCGAGCCGGCCCCUUCUGGCGCUGCACUGGCGGCGGUGGCGCUCGAGCAGGCUGAUUUCCCUCGGUACCCUUGGCAGCACCAGGCCAGGGCCACACGCCAGCUCAUCCUGGGGCCCCCUGUGACCCUCCACAGUGGGAAUUGGAUGAUGGGGAGCCACGACAGAUACCACGCCAUGCGCUGGUACCUGGGCCAGCUCCGGUUCGACGCUGCCGCCUCCGAGGUUGGCACCACAUGGGCCGAGCUGGCCGUGGACUUCGAGCUCAGCACUGGCGUGGAGCUAGCUCCGCCUGGCAGCGCCAUGGCCGCGCGGGCCCAGAAGUUUGCAGAUGUGGCCUCUCGUGCCUGGCAGCUGUCCACGCCCAGGCAGCAGCGCCAACGCGGGGGCAACAGGCAACGGGCGCUCGGGGACCUCACAGUGGUCUCUCGGGUCACCGCCCUCGUGGCGCUCGGCUUCAAGCAGGGCCCGGGGGUGACCUCGCGUGCCAUCUUUGUGCAGCCCUUCACGUAUGAGGUGCUGCUGCGCGCGGCGCAGCGUGGACAGGCAGAGAGGCGCCAUGCUCACCUCCAAUGGCGGCCAGACUACGCAGGCGGCCCCGCACCGACCAUGCCGGCAGCUGUCCGGCACGGACCGCCGGCGCCACCUGUGGCCGCUGCCAAGAGGGUGACGGCUGAGAGGAUGGCUGCUGGGCACAACGCCGUCGCCGAGCGGAAGCGGCAGGAGCACAAUGCCGUCGCGGACUCCCAGGGCCUCCACGUGCUUGGGCCCAUUCCCCCGGGAGCUGACAACUCCCAGCCGGUCGUCUGUGAGCGGUGCGGGCGGCAAACGCAGAAGAUGCGCCUGGCCAAGUUCAAGCGGGAAGCUUGCGCCGCAGCCUCGGGAGGCCGAGGGGGAGGAGGCGGGGCCGCGCCUGCGGCCCGGCGAGGAGGAGGCCGAGGAGGAGGAGGAGGCUGAGGAGGGGGCGGAGGAGGAGGGAGCCACGCAGAUUCCCCACAACCCCAAGAUGCAGCCAGCCG